AUGAAAAAGAACGAUGGCGCGAGUAAAUUCAGCCAAUCGAAAACAUUGAAGGAACAGAGAGAGUUUUUACCGGCUUUUGCUGUCCGUGAAGACUUAUUAAGAGUUAUUAGAGACAAUCAGGUAGUCAUUGUUGUUGGUGAAACGGGAUCCGGGAAGACAACCCAACUCACUCAGUUUCUUCAUGAAGACGGUUUUGGAAGAAUAGGGAUGAUUGGAUGUACACAGCCACGGAGAGUGGCAGCUAUGAGUGUGGCUAAACGUGUUAGUGAGGAAAUGGAGUGCAGACUAGGAAGUACUGUUGGAUAUGCGAUUCGAUUCGAAGACUGCACUAGUAAAGAAACUGUUAUCAAGUACAUGACUGAUGGAGUUUUACUGCGUGAGUCACUCAAUGAACCUGAUCUUGAUCGAUAUUCUUGUGUAAUUAUGGAUGAAGCUCAUGAAAGAGCACUGAAUACCGACAUUCUCAUGGGGCUAUUCAAGAAAGUGCUAGCUCGUCGACGAGACCUGAAACUUAUCGUUACAUCUGCUACGAUGAAUUCUAAAAGAUUCUCCGACUUCUACGGUGGAGCACCAGAAUUUUUUAUUCCAGGCAGGACAUUUCCGGUUGAUAUCUUAUACCAUCGGUCGCCCGUAGAAGAUUAUGUAGACCAGGCCGUGCAACAGGUUCUUGCCAUUCAUGUUUCAAUGGCUGCUGGCGAUAUCCUUGUAUUCAUGACCGGUCAGGAGGAUAUUGAAGUCACUUGCGAGUUAAUUCAAGAACGACUGGAUGCGCUAAAUAACCCACCCAAGCUCAGCAUACUUCCAAUUUACAGCCAAAUGCCUGCUGACCUACAGGCAAAAAUUUUUGAUAAAGCACCGCCUGGUGUCAGGAAAGUGAUAGUGGCUACGAAUAUUGCAGAGACAAGUUUAACGGUUGAUGGAAUUAUGUACGUCGUAGACUCUGGAUAUUCAAAACUCAAGGUCUAUAAUCCAAGGAUGGGAAUGGAUACAUUACAAAUUACGCCCAUCUCUCAAGCUAAUGCCUCGCAGAGAGCCGGACGUGCUGGACGGACCGGACCUGGAAAAGCAUUUCACCUUUUUACAGAAGCUGCAUUCAAAGACGAGAUGUAUAUUCAAACAAUUCCAGAGAUACAGCGCACAAAUCUUAGUAACAUUGUGCUACUCCUUAAAUGGCUGGGCGUCAAAGAUUUGUUAGAAUUUGACUUUAUGGACCCGCCUCCACAAGACACUAUUACAACCUCUCUCUUCGAUUUAUGGUCUCUAGGUGCAUUGGAUCAUAUCGGUAAUCUUACAGAUAUGGGGCGAAAGAUGACGGCAUUUCCCAUGGAUCCCUCAUUAGCAAAACUUCUUAUUACUUCGGAGGAAUACGCUUGCAAUGAAGAAGUUCUGACAAUAGUUUCAAUGCUAUCGGUACCAAACGUGUUUUAUAGACCAAAAGAACGCCAAGAAGAAUCUGACGCUGCGCGCGAAAAAUUUUUUGUCCCGGAAUCAGACCAUUUAACAUACCUGCAUGUUUAUUCCCAGUGGAAGUCAAAUGGAUAUUCUGAUGCAUGGUGCAUCCGGCAUUUUCUUCAUCCCAAGUCACUCCGUCGUGCUAAAGAAAUUCGUGAGCAACUUUUGGAGAUUAUCAAAAUGCAAAAGAUGACUCUGGUGAGUUGUGGUACUGAUUGGGAUGUUAUUCGGAAAUGCAUCUGCUCCGGCUACUAUCAUCAGGCCGCUAAGGUCAAGGGGAUUGGAGAGUACGUCAAUCUUAGGACUAGUGUCACGGUCCAAUUACAUCCAACUAGCGCGCUAUAUGGACUCGGCUACCUACCUGAUUACGUCGUAUACCAUGAACUCAUCCUUACAUCUAAGGAGUACAUGUCCACAGUCACUGCGGUCGAUCCCUACUGGCUUGCAGAACUCGGCGGUGUUUUCUAUUCAGUGAAGGAGAAGGGCUACUCAGCACGCGAGAAGCGAGUUACUGAAGUCAAGUUCAAUCGCAAAAUGGAGAUUGAAGCAAAAAUGGCCCAAGAUAAGGAUCGGGAGGAGCGACGUUUAGAACAUGACUCUACUGAGGCUUUGGCAAAACCAGCCUCUUCCUCAGUGAAGAAGAUUUCAUCACAUGGAGCGGUGCGUAGACCGCCGAAAAAGCGACCAGGUCGUGCAUUUUGA
Blumeria graminis f. sp. triticale is the source of this 2154-nucleotide messenger RNA. NCBI's taxonomy places the organism in Eukaryota, Fungi, Ascomycota, Leotiomycetes, Helotiales, Erysiphaceae. The record is from the annotation of a GenBank genome assembly.